Messenger RNA from Tigriopus californicus, 10738 nucleotides. RefSeq names its product serine/threonine-protein kinase SMG1-like (gene nonC). Gene Ontology annotation, biological process: nuclear-transcribed mRNA catabolic process, nonsense-mediated decay; phosphorylation. The transcript has 3 exons. NCBI's taxonomy places the organism in Eukaryota, Metazoa, Arthropoda, Copepoda, Harpacticoida, Harpacticidae. Gene Ontology annotation, cellular component: nucleus. Gene Ontology annotation, molecular function: protein binding; protein serine/threonine kinase activity. Bases 155 to 9910 code for a protein of 3251 amino acids. The record is from RefSeq and is a predicted model, not a curated record.
CGCGUGAAAAAGAAAACUAGCGUCCCCAUGUCCACGUUGUAUCUCAAUUCAUGAGUUCACCCACCCAAGGGAGUCCGUAGAGCUCCGCACUGGAAUUGAACUACAAAGCAAAGAUAAGUUAUUUCAUGGAAUGGAUAGGCUUUGAGCGUCUGUCAUGUUGAAGGUUCGCAAACCUCCACCCCAUGGGUUUGGGGGUGGAAUCAAUUCCAAAAGCACCCCGACCAAGGAAUCCUCCCCUGGCCAUUCGUCUCGUGUCUAUCCCACCGAGAUGAAAGGGGUCAAUGUCCGCAACUUCAAGGCUCAUUUUGAUCCUGAGACUUUGAACUAUGUCACCGAGGACACCCGAUUGUCCACCCUCCAACGAAAAUUGGUGCGCGAGACAAAUGUCAACGUAGCCCUGUGCCUGGCCUUUCAGAUACGCCAGUGCAUUUUGAGCCUAGAUAAUCGAACCUACGUCAAGCGGGCCUCGGAUAUCAUCAUGGAGGCCGUAGUUGAAGUCCUUCAAAGCGGCAAGCAUGCCGAGAAUGUCAAGAUCGAAUCUGCCAAGGCGCUGGGAUCGGCUGGGUUCGUUCUCACGGAGAUGCGCGAGUUUGAUAAGUUUUAUGAUUGGAUUUGGCAGCGGUAUGAGGAUGCGCCCAAAGGGGGUCUGCCCACCUUCCUUCUCACUGGAUUGGUGGCUUUCUUGGAGAUGCAACCCCCGCACUUGAACAGCGAACAAUUGAACCGAAUUCUGACCGACGUCCAAGUCACUCUCGAGUCCACCAAUGACAGCAAGGUGAUGAUGACCCUGGUCGAUUCCCUGGUCUUGCUCUCCAAUUGGCGGCCCACUUUGUUCGAGCCCUGCUUUCAAGACGUGGUUGACAUUUUGGUUGGGUGGCACAUUGAUUCUUGCCAAUCACCUCAAGUACGAUCAUUUGUCUCCAAGACACUGUUAUCAUGGCAUGCAUUCUGGAUCCUUGACAUGGAGUUCAGCUCAGUGUUACUGCGACAAUUCAUGGAAGAUUUCCAAGAGCACUUCUACGAGGUUCAACAAACCGAGGAUCUUCCAACUUUGGACGAGCUGUCCCAAAAGAUCUUGGCGCUAAUCCAGGUGCUAAAUACGGUCCUGAGUUGUUUGAAGAAUCAGAACCAUUCCGUAUCGUUUCUGCCUCCGGAAAGCUCAGACUGGUGUCUCAACAUCAUGGAAUGCUUGGUAUUGACUCUGAAUAAAAUCAUGUGUGAAGAUCUCUUGGUGGCCGGGCAGCACACGUUCGUGAUGUUUCUGGAGCGGAUUGAGACCCUCUUUCAAGCGCAUCAUGACAAGUUCAUGGGAUAUAUCCAACUGAAUCUGGAUUGCUUCCGAGACAUGUCCUUUUAUGGGCAAAUCUCGGUGUUGGAGUUCCUGGCCAAAAUGUACAGCUUGGCAGAUGCUCCACGUCAACCCUGGAUUGCCACGCUCGUAACCGAUUUCAAAUCCCCAGUUUUCGAAGUGGCCUUGGGGAGCGAGGCAGCCGUGAGUAAGGCUGCUGCAGAUUUGUUCAAGAUCCUGCUCAUGUCCAAAAACAUCCACAUCCUUCAAGAUGUCUACAGCUAUUUGAAUUGUUUAUUUGAAAAGGCACUACACACGCUUUGCCCGGAUCUGCCUGGAUUUCUUCCCACCAACAAACUGAAAGAUUCUGAUUUCAACAUCGACGAGUGUCAAAGCAUGUUGAACUUUGCAUUGGCCUCAUUUUCCAGCUUGGCCACGGGCACUGGCUCCAAUUUGAGUAUUUGGGCUUUGGAUCCGCCCAUUUUUCAACUCCUUCUACAGCACGGAGGCCUUGGGCACCCCCCUCUGAUUCGAAUUUUUCCUUGGAUUCAUCUCGCCACUUUCAAGCUCCUCUUUUCCCAUUGCAAGAAGCAUGGGUUCUUUCUCUCCAGCAGUAAUUUGACCCUGCAUUCAUCGCUUCCCAAACCAACGUCUGACUACUUCACCCAAAUGCUCUCGUUUUUAGGGAAACUUUUGAAACCCUGCAUCCUAGACCUUACCAAUCGUCAAUUGUUACUAACCUGGACCAGAGAAAUUCUUCUCGAAGUCCACCGCAGUCAAAAGUAUCUUCUCAACUGCGAGGAGUAUCUAGAUUUCUUGAGUUCCAUCCUGGAUUUGGCUCUAAAAAUCAAGGAUCCCCAAGGACAAGAGACACUAUUCAAUUUAAUUCUAGGAGUCCCAGGUCAAUUCACAUCCAUGGAACACCCCAAAAUGACGAUGAAGUUGUUCCAUUUGGCCAAGAGUUCGCUCUCGUCCGCACAUCAUGGGGUUUCGGAGAAGGCGUUGAGUGUUAUAAGUGCCCUUCCGCCAUUGAGUUGUCAUUUGAAGAUUCAUGCCCAACCGCAAUUCGAGUUCAAACAGACUCUAUUGAAGAAACACAUACUUCAUCACAAUACCCGUGGAGCAAUUCGAACCAGCGACUUCAAGGUGUUCCUGGAACACAUGCUCAAGAGCCCUGUGAAAAAGAACUCGAAAGUUGUGGAGCAAGUGGUCCAGCAAUUGGAUUGCCACUUCCACGAUUUCCCUCUCAACUUGGGCGAGGUGGUGGUUGAUGACCUUGAUUUGAGAACAUUGUGGAUGAGCUUGGCUCUCUCCGAGUUUUGUGUCAACAACAAGCUCAAAACGCCUCUAGGAAACGCCAACACAACGUUAACCACGAUUGAAAAGGUGAUUCGAUCGGUAUCUAGCUCUUGGGGUGAAGAAUCGAACAUCAACUUCCAAGAGGCCCGACAUCUACUCGUGUUCUUCGAAAGCCUCGAGAAAAUCAUGGCCAAUUGCUACGACGGAUCAUCUGUGUUUCUACCCGCACCCUCCAAGGUCAUUGUGAACUUCUUCGUGGCCAACAAAAAGACCUGCUCGGAUUGGCUUCUUCGAUUGAGAGGAGCCUUGAUUGACUUGGCCUUCCAGCUCAAUGAGCUUGAAGUCGUAAUCAGAAACGCCUACGAGCUCUUGGCGCGAUUGGUGGAGCUUAAGCAGACUAGCGACGUUCAAUUCAUGCGAGCUCUGGUUUCACUCUCCUUGGCCUUAACGAAGUUGGGUGCCUCGGAGGAACUGAUUGGUUUAUACACGUGGACUGUCAUGAGAAGUGGCAAGAAGCACUAUUGGAUCAAGUCCUUGUCUCUACUAGCCGCAGAUAAGGUAGAGGACGGUAUCAAAUCUCUGAAUGCUUCGCUGAGGAAAGCUCUUGAAGGAAACGGGAUUGAUCAAUUCCAAUUCUUGGCUCCUCUGACCUUGGAACUUCAGGGAAAUCUAGAAAUAUAUUCCAAGUGGAUGUCGGAUUAUCGUGAAAGGCUUCCAAAGCAGGAGUCACAAGUGAGUGAGCUCUGUCUGAAAGCUCUGAGUGAAUUUCAUGAUGGAGUGGUUCAAGUCCAAGUUUCUGAAAGUUCCGAAUUCUUUCGUCAAGAUUUCAUUCGAUCGCCCAAGAGCGUGCCUCAAAAGUUCCAAGCGUCCCAACUGAUCCUUCUUCAAUCAGCUCAAAGAUUUCCAAACGUCCUUCAGCGUCUUGAAAUAUCAGAAAUACUUGAGACAUCGAAAUCGAUCAUUGAUCAACUGCUUAAGGAAUGCAGGUUGACUCCGUCUCAAGAGAGAGAAUUGUUAAUCUUGAAUGCGGUACAGAACGAGUUUGAUUUGGCCAUGAGGAAUGAAGAGGCCAAUUUGGACACGUUCUUAUCCUUUCAGAACGAGAGGUAUUCCGUAAGGGACUUAAUGUCCAUCAAAAGAUGGGGCGAUUUCCUACUCAAGAACCGUAAGACGAAAAAUACCGGCUACAAUUACCAGAAGCUCAACUCGCUGAAUCUGGAAAUUGCCAAAACUGCCCGUAAAGAAGGAAACUUGGCUUUGACCGAAAAAUUCUUGAAGAAGACAUUGAUGGGCGAGAUUGAUACCACCAACACAUCCAUCGAGGAUCACCUCAUGAAACUGGAUUUCCGAACGUCCAUGCUCUCCAUUGAAAGAGCCUCAUGUCUGCGUCAAUCCGCUAAAUUGGCCUUCAAGGCCAAAAACGAGCUGUCGGCCGUAAGAGUCCUCAGUGGAAUCGCAACUCGCAUUGGCGACAUGUUCUUCCACGACACGGCUAACACUGAACUGAUGGAUAUCUCGUCUCGAGCACUCCACAAUAUGGCCCAAUGGUUCUUAAACGACCCAACGCUCUUGGACAAGGUCUUUCCCGAUAUGCCUCUCAACACUUUGGAUGGAAUCACCCUUAUCCAUGUGCUAAACUUGGAGCAGAGAGCUGCCGGAGCCUUGGACUUUUUGCCCAUGGUGGAAGAGGCCGGGGACUCGGAUAUGGUCAUUGGACGUCUUUUGCGCUUGGCUGUGGUUCAAUCCCCUCAAUUGGGCAAGAUCUGGUACACGUUUGCCGAGUGGGCGUUGGCAUUGGGUGAGAAGGUUUUGGGAUCGUCACAUAUUUCCAUCCUAGAAGAAGAGCGCCAAGCCGUGAUCGAGGCUCUACCUGAUGCCACAAAGACCGAAUUGGACGAGAUCUUCCGGCUGCUCCAGCAAUUCAAGCUCGGCCACACCGAAAAGGCUGGGGUCGAAACUGAUUGCGAAGAGUUCAUGAGGAAAGAGCUCAUGGAUUGCGAGGCCUUGGCCAGACAUGAUGCCAGUGCUGUCAACGUGGUGUAUGACGUGUGGUUGGGAAUUCAAAAGAGGACCUUCUUCUAUCACGAAAUCGCCAUUUCCUCUUUCUUUCAAUUCAUCGCCUUGAGUCAGAGUGAAGGCGACCAACUGAUCACAGCUACCUUGAGAUUGCUUCGACUGACAGUCAUGCAUGCUUUGGAGCUCCAAGAGAGCCUGCAAGCUGGACUGGAAACAACCCCUUGCAGUCGGUGGAAGGCUAUCAUUCCUCAAUUGUUCUCCAGGCUGAACCAUCCUGUCCGCAUUGUCAGGAACCGGAUCUCCGAAUUGAUUUGCCGGAUCGCCGAGGACUACUCUCACCUCAUCAUUUACCCUGCCAUCGUUGGCGGUGGAUCCUCCUCAACGGCGACUAAUAAGAUCUCCAAACUUCUCGCCCCUGCGGUGAGUGAGAACGAAGACCUUGGAGACGAUGAAGAUGAGACCAAUGGCCACCUUGAAGAGGAGGAGGAAGCCAAUCCCUUGAUGGAGAGCGCAUUCGCUCAUAUUGUCGAUGUGAUGGUGAAGAAGAAUGGGACAACGGUGAAAGAGAUCCGAGACUUCAUUGCCGAGCUUCAACGGAUAUCCUUACUUUGGGACGAGCUCUGGCUGGGAACUUUGCAACAAUACAGCCAAGAUAUCCUCAAGCGAGUGCGCAAGAUGGAACUAGAAGUGGAGAAAUUGAAGAAGAAUCGCACCCUCAAACCAGGAGAACGGGUUCAUCUGGCCCAAAAGAAAUAUCACAUCAUUUUCCGCCCGGUCUUGUACGUGUUAGACCGAGUCUUUGCCCUCACCUCAAGGGUUCCCGAAACGCCUCAUGAGCAACACUUUUUGGACAAUUACGUUCCCGUUAUCAAAGACGUCAUUGAAUUCAUCCGACAUCCGCCGGACCCAACUAAACCCAAAAUGAUUGGCGAGAAGCUGGCCCAGUUCCAAGCGAAAAUGGCCAAUCGAGUCCAAUGUAAGUCCCUCCUCAAGCUUAGUGAGAUCAGUCCCAAUCUGGCACGCCUCAAGGGAACACAAAUCCCAAUGCCCGGGAUCUUGAGCAAACAUGAGAUCACCGUGCAAAGUUUCGAGGAGACGUUGAUCAUUCUUCUGACAAAGACUAAGCCGAAGAAGCUCGUGUUGGUUGGCAGCGAUGGGAAAAAAUACCCGUAUUUGUUCAAGGGCUUGGAAGAUCUGCACUUGGACGAGAGGAUUAUGCAGUUCAUCUCCAUUGCAAAUAUCAUGAUGGGCACCAAAAGCGAUAGUUCCUACAAAGCGAGGCAUUACUCCGUUGUCCCUCUUGGUCCAAGGUCUGGCCUCAUCCAAUGGGUACGGGAUGCUAUUCCAAUGUAUAGCCUCUUCAAGAAAUGGCAGCAACGCCAACAGUUGGCUCACAACGACAAGAAGAAUCAAGAGAAGCGCAUGAUCGCAUUCCAAAAGCCCUCCGAAUUCUAUUGCAACAAGCUCUACAAAUUACUCAAGGAGUAUGGUGUCUCCGUUGACAAUCGAAAAGCAUGGCCUCCAGCCAUGAUGCAAACGCUUUUGAACGAACUGAUCGUGGAGACCCCUGACAACAUCAUCGCGCAAGAACUGUGGUUCUCAAGUGUGGACUCCAAGCAUUGGUUCAAUCUCAUGCAGAGCAUGACCCGCUCGGUUGCUGUCAUGUCGGUGAUCGGUUACAUCAUUGGCCUUGGGGAUCGACACAUGGACAACCUCAUGGUAGACAUGACCCAUGGCGAGAUCAUCCACAUUGAUUACAAUGUUUGCUUCGAAAAAGGCAAACAACUCAAGAUCCCGGAACGAGUUCCAUGCAGACUCACGCAAAACAUUGUGAAGAUCUUCGGACUGAAUGGAGUGGAAGGCUUGUUCAGAAAAUCCUGCGAACAUACCUUGGACGCCAUGCGAAGAGGAAAAGACACCUUGUUGACGCUCUUGGAGGCCUUUGUGUACGACCCGUUGGUGGAUUGGACCCCCGAGGUCAUGGAGUUGGGAUUGGCAAGUACGUAUCAGGCUGGACGACCAUUGGAAACCGAUAUGCAAGACAAAAGGAACAUGCAAUGCGAAAUCACGUUCUCCAUGUUUGCGGUUCGCAUUGCCGAGAUGAAAGGCCCAUGGAUGGCAAACAAGAUCAAGCUGAGUGAGUUGUUGUCCAACUUGGACUACCAACUCACUCUUUGGGCGGAUUUGCAGAACACUCUGGAUGGCUUCACCGAGAACAAAACCCAACUCCAUCACGCUGUUGCACUUCUCAAGGAGGCCGAAUCCAAUCCGGACCAUCGUUUGUUCAGCUUGCACGACAAAUAUAUCGAGCACAGCCUCAUGGAAACAGCUCUGAAAGGGGCUAAAACGAAGGUUGAAUUAUUCAUGGAUGAAAAUGAACAUUGGAUCACUCUUCAUCAGCGAGCUCUGACCAACGUGUCGGUCAGUCAAUUGUCUGAGUGGUCCAAACACCUCCAAUCCAACGCAAUUGGGUCAAAGAGAUCCAGCCAUCUCGUCCAAGAGUUCCUCGAAAAUGCCGGACAAGCUGGCCUUUUCGAUCAAUACCAGUCCACCGAGGAACGAUAUUGCGGCACAAUCGAGCAACUCCAACAUUCUGUGGGUACCAUUCUCCAGCAUCUGGCCACAUACUGCUCCAUUUCGAGCUUCUUUCCGCUAUCUAUUCAAAAUGAGCACCGUUGUGCUCUGUACAAGAAAUGGGCGUUGCGAUUGCUCGAGGAUCUCAGCUUGGAGACAUCAUCAGUGGUGAUAGCGGAGUUCACCGAGAAAUUUGUUGACUUACCCAAGAAUCAGGAAUUCCGAAAGCUGGAAAUCGUGAACAACUUCUACCAGAUGAAUGCCUGGAUGAAUGAAGUGCAGUUUAAAGUUCAAGCAAUGUAUGGUUGGAUGUCGGAACAAGAAUUGAAAGACUCAACGUUCUAUCUUGCCGCUUGGAAAGAUGAAAAGAUCAUGCUUGAAGAGACCAUUCAGCGUGAAGGCCAAGGAGCGGUAAUGGGACAGUUGGUGAAAGCUUUUGAGAGCUUGCGUGUUCUUGAACACAAUGCCACAAAGGAUCCGAGAUUUUUGUCAGAAAGCGUGCCUGGAAGCCAAUGGAAGUUCCAAGAUGACAUAUUCUUGCGGAUCAACCAAGUCUCUAUUGUUUCAAAUAUCCUGCAAGAGAUUGGAGCUUUAGACGAGAGCAACCCUGGAGUAACGUCGUUGUUAAAAGCUCAAUCGGCAAUCAAGCAAUUGACCGGAUUAAACACCAAUUUUCACAACAUUGUACUCUACGAGGCCCUGAAAUGUUUCGACAAGGAGGACCCAACGAUGACUGACGUUGUGCUACAACUCAGUGGGAUCAUAAACGGCUCAUCAACAUCUUUGGAAGAUCACAUCAAAAAUUUGAAUGAAAUCAUUCAAUCCUCGGAAUCGGACGCUAUCGAGUCACAAGAAAAGCGGAACAUCAUCAAAGACGCAAUGGAUUUGAAGACAUCUUACAACUGUAUCACUGGAGCGGUGUCCGGCAAUGUCUCACAUGAAGAUCUCACACCCGGGCAAUUGCUCUUCCUGGCUUUGAACACCAUGUUCACGAAUGCUGAGAACUCGAUUCAAGAUCUCCAGGACUCGAUCAAGAGUUGUCCGUCGUUACCAGAGAAUUGGAUGAAGAUUGAGGCCGUUGCAAACACAAUUUCCCUGACCAAACACGUUGCAGAGCACGGUGAUUUGGUUGAGUUGAGGGCGCUUUCAAUGUUUUUGCAUCGCAUUUUGGCUAUUCGAGACUUUUUCGCCGUGUGCAUUCAAGCAGCAAGACUCUUCAAGACACCCGAUCAGAACAAUGGCCUGGGACAAACCAUGCCUACGGGGGACGAUCUCGUCCGACCAAUCAAGAGUUAUAUUGAACAAUUGUAUUUGCAACAAAUUGCUGGAUUGGCUGCCAGAAGCUUGGUGAGCUUAAUUUGCCAUCAAGCCCAAACCACAACUUCCAUUAAUUUGACCGAAGUUUUGACUCUGCAAGAAGCUGCCAUGAUCGACAACGAGAUCGCUUGCUUGGACAGUUUCUUUUCUUGGAGCUACAACAUGGAGGUGGCCAGACACAUGGAAGUUUCUAUAGAGGCCAUUUCCUCGGUUCGUCAAGCAAUCGUUUCCCACAAGAAGAGUUACCAAUGGCUUCACGAGGGAGACCUAUUGAUCGAUGGAGGGCCUUUGUUCGUUCCUUUGGCCUCCAAUUUCAUGUUGGAGCUCCGUCAAAUCAUUGCCGGAAUGAUGAUCUUACGAAAAGAACUGGAAAUCCAUGAGAUCAAGUUUCAAGAGAUCUACGAGACUGUGGAACAACGCCUUAAAUGGGCUUCGGGUGCUAAUCCGGAACUCCAAGGGGUCUUUGAUUCCUUUGCCACCGUCUACAACAAAGGUCAAGAUUGCGUUCGUGGGCUCUUGGGGGUCAUGAAGUCCGUGAGUAGUGUGGCCAAUACUGUCCUCCAUUUUGAGGCUCUCCGCACACCAACCCCUGAAGCCAUAACCAGUGACGGGAAUUUUAUGUCACUUUUGAGCGAAUGUCAGCAAAGUGCGGCCUUGAAGGAAUCCCAUAUCCAGUCCUUGAGUGACGUGGAGUUAAGGCUCUUCGAACUAUGCCCUCCGGUUGAAAGCAUUGAUUUGAAUUGGAUCCAAGCGGCCUAUUUGGCUGUCAAGGAUCUCGUGGCAAAAACGCAAGAACAAAUCAAAGUUGAAGGAGGCAAGAGCAAAGAAUUGAUCAAAGGAAUUCAGGAAUACGGAAUGACCAUUCGCUCCAUCAUCACCGAACAUCAGAAGCUCAUGUCUGACGCUGGCAUUCUCCUUCGUACGAUUUCGAAGUCUGAGGAUUUCCAGAUCCCUGAAGUGAAUGACUAUCUAACAAGGUACAAAGAGUUCUCCGAGCUCGUCUCCAAGUUGGUAAACGGCUUGGCUCUAGAUGAUCAGGGCUUGGAUGCUUUGAGAGCCAUCACCUCAAUCUCGGAACGCCUAGGGGAGAUCAUCCAGCCAAUCUAUCAGGACAUGACUCAUUUUGCCACCUUGCUGAAAGAGGAUAACUUGGAGAAAUAUAAAGUGAAGAAGAUUGAUGGGCAAUCAGCGGAUUCGACAGGUGGACCCAAUACUCCGGAGAAAAAGGCUACCAGCGAGGAGAAGAAUGCUUUUGCCUUGAACGUUCUUCGACGGGUUCGGAUCAAGUUGGAUGGGCGCGAGCCUGAUGCCUUGAAGAAGUCCAGUGUGGCCGAACAAGUGGAUUUCAUCAUCCGAGAGGCCACUAGUCUGGAUAACUUGGCCCUAAUGUACGAAGGUUGGACUGCCUGGAUCUGAAGGUCUCUCUGCAUUGAAGGAUUUCUGCCUAGAAAGUCCUUGAGGUUACAAAAUUCAGAAACUGAUCGGUCUACCAGAUAUGUCCGAUAUUCAGACGAGCUUUGUUCUUGGAACAACACUCGCUCGCUUGCCGCUCGUAUCACAGAGAGGUUCCUUCUUUCUUAAGAGCUUCUCCCGAUGUGUGAGUCGGUCACUAACCAAACAAAUCGUCAAACCUCUUAUCAAAUCCAACCAAUCUCGAGCUCGAGGAUGAUACAGUACACAAAAUGGUGGACAAGGGGUGUCGCCAAUUUACUAGAUGCUCGGAUGCGUGCGAAACCAUGCAAAACGCGAAGAAGGCCCACUCAAUUGAGGCCUGACUGCUCUGCAAAACCAUGCUAAACCAUCAUCAUCAUCCAAUAGGAAUGUACGAGCAACUCGACCACUCGCAAGAAGAAGAAAAAAACAUGUCUGCAUGAAAAUGUCAUGUGUUUCUAAACGUGUCAAGAAGAGUAGAAUGAAGACGGCGGUUCUUGGCGAAGUCUCGUGCUUUUUGGCCCCCGAUAUCGCUUUCCAAGAACAUUGCUUAACACGACAUCAAGUGCAACAAAAGUGCAUUCAUUCCGUAAAUUGUCUUUUGCACACACGCACACACACACUCCAUUCCUGUAUGUAUCAAUAUUCCUUUUCUUUAGUUCUUCCUUUAUCCGUUCCCUAAAAAAGAAGAAGAAAAUAACGACACGUCGUCUCACCCCUUUGAAAGGAGACUAUACCGCUACACUGUGUUGAUUGUACGACAUAAUUCAUUUUGAGCCCAAUAAAAAUUCCCGUUUGGUUAAGAAAAACACA